Messenger RNA from Penicillium soppii, 963 nucleotides. RefSeq lists its product as uncharacterized. The coding region runs from base 1 to 963 and encodes 320 amino acids. The record is from RefSeq and is a predicted model, not a curated record. The transcript is spliced from 2 exons. NCBI's taxonomy places the organism in Eukaryota, Fungi, Ascomycota, Eurotiomycetes, Eurotiales, Aspergillaceae.
AUGAAUGACCCAAGGAUUAGCCGAUCCAUCUGGGCAUUUGCAGAUGCUCUGAGUUCAUUCGCUGGGGAUCUGAAGCAAAUAUGGAGACAGUCUGAAUCAACUACACAAUCUCAGCCAGCUGGCAGUAUUGAUGAUGCUGCACCAUUUAAUGCUACACAUGACACACACAUGACAACAAAUGAUUGCGUGGAUCCUCAGCAAUCUUUGAUCACACCUGGUUCUACUAUUCCAUCCAUUAAACUCCUCUCAGCGAUAGAGAGUAUCGAACAGACCCAGCAUGCAGCUUUUACAGUUGAACCACCAAGCAGACUGCCUAUUGCAUGUUCAUCUGCGAUGCAAACUUCACCUGUUCCUAUUGAGAGCAGCCAAGAAGCCCGACAACCAGAAACUGUGACCGAAACAACCAAUGGAUGCCCCACAGCGCUGUCUGAACCUCAUAACGUUACUCGGGAUGAGGAGGAGCACCACACUCCCAUGACUCCUCAACCCGUAGCCACCCCUCUAUCUCUAGCUCGUCAGAGUGUGGGCGAGCUUCAGCAGACCUUUUGCCUGCCAUGUCUUCAAGUUUGGAAACGAAAUUUGGGAGCUAAGCAGGAUUUGCCCGAUUGCAAGUAUCACAAAGGACGAACAGAGAUAUUGCGGCGCCUGAAAGCGGAAUUCGAAAAUUCGCAACAUAGCUCGACAGCCAGAGAGAAGCUGAAGCAAGAGGUGCUGAAGGUCAUCCAAAUCCUCGAAAUUAGCCACCCGACUUCAUUUCAGACUCCUAAUUCAAAACGCCCCAAUGUGAAGGAAAAUCCAUCGCAAUCACCUGCUGCAAAACGGCGCUGCAAUGAACGUAUUCCAACGCCAAAGCUUCGUUCGGGAUCGCGGUCUGAUAUCUCCAUGAAAUCGGAAUCUUCCGAUGAGGAUGAUAAUGACUCAGCGCUGAAUAGAAUAGCGCAACAUGAAGACAGUGGUCAAUAA